AUGUCUUUCUAUGGAGACGUACAGGCGCGUAGAGAUACUGCCAAAAUGCAAUUAGUUAGAGAUCAGGCUGAUUGGCUUCUUAAUAAUAUAAUUCCCCCACAUGCUGUUGAAUCACUCAAAACAAAUACAAAAUAUAGUGAAAAUCACAAAUUGACGGCAGUAAUGUUUGCUUCAAUCACUAAUUGGCAUGAAAUGUAUGAAGAAACAUAUGAGGGUGGUCGUGAAUUUAUUAGAGUAUUAAAUGAAGUUAUUGGGGAUUUUGAUGAAUUACUCGACCGUUCUGAAUUUGCACAAGUUGAAAAAAUUAAAACAAUAGGUCCUUGUUAUAUGGCUGCUUCUGGAUUGAAUCCUGAUAGAAGACGGUUGUCACUACAUCCCUAUGAGCAUUUAUAUCAGGCAAAUUUCAUUUUUAUAUUAUUUUUUUAA
This is a messenger RNA of Meloidogyne enterolobii, 426 nucleotides long. The record is from the annotation of a GenBank genome assembly. Lineage: Eukaryota; Metazoa; Nematoda; Chromadorea; Rhabditida; Meloidogynidae.